GCAGCAGACACUCCUCCAGUAGGGGGCGUACCCCGUGGGGUCUGGGUUUUUGCGAGUCGUACGCAACGUCGGGGGCGGGAACAACUCUAGCCUCGCCCCUUGCGUGUGCGGCGACCUGUGAUUGGAAGAAGGGACUAUUACUUGGCAGCGCCGUAGAUGUGGGAAGAAGAGGGCCUCGGGCGAAGGUGACGCGGAGACGGCGUAGGUGUGGGGACCAAGGCUGUGUAGCACUUCGGACACGCUCCCUUCAUCUUUCUGUGGUGAAUGGCGCCAGGAUGGAGCGCGAGGGGAGCGACGGCAGCGGGGGUUCGGCUGGACUCCUGCAGCAGAUCCUCAGCCUGAAGCUCGUGCCGCGAGUGGGCAACGGGACCCUGUGCCCUAACUCCACUUCUCUCUGCUCCUUCCCAGAGAUGUGGUAUGGCGUGUUCCUGUGGGCACUGGUGUCCUCUCUAUUCUUUCACGUCCCCGCCGGGUUACUGGCCCUCUUCACCCUCAGACGUCACAAAUAUGGUAGGUUCAUGUCUGUAAGCAUCCUGUUGAUGGGCAUCGUGGGACCAAUUACUGCUGGAAUCUUGACAAGUGCAGCGAUUGCUGGAGUUUACCGAGCAGCAGGGAAACAGAUGAUACCAUUCGAAGCCCUCACCUUGGGCACAGGACAGACGUUCUGUGUAGUGGUGGUCUCCUUCUUACGGAUUUUAGCCACUUUAUAGCAUACACUCCUGUGCUGUGAUACGGAACCCAAGUUUUACAGAAUCCUCAAAAGGAAGAUAUUAUUGAAUGUAGUGUUUUCUCAGUUCUUCAAGUGGAAGCUAGUUGAAGAGGAAUGUGAGGAUCUCAGCCCUUUCUUCAGUUUGAAGCUCCAGUAGUUCAAGAUCUUUGCAGACUCCUAUGAUUCUCAACCAAAACAAGUUUCUGUGGCUUUCUCUUUCGCAAAAUCCACACACACCUUUAAGCCAAGCCAGUGCCUCUGCUGGCACUGUUGCACUGGAAUGCCAUAUUUUGUGAGAAAAUGUAAUGUCUUAUAUUUCAGAAACUGUGGGAAAAUAUUGAUUUCAAGUGAGCAAAGUAUACUGUACUGAAAUUUUAGUUAAUCUAAUCUUGAUUAAAAUUUGGCAAACUUGGGCUGGGGAUUUAGCUCAGUGGUUCCACCACCUGCCUCGCAGGCGCAAGGUCCCAAGUUCGAUCCCCGGUACAAAAAAAAAAAAAAUUGGCAAACUUUUCUUUUGCUCCAUUCUCAUGACAGUAAAACCAAUUAGGAAAGUAGGUUUUGGUUGAGUAUAGCUUUGAGCACAGAUUUGGUGAAAUACAGCAGGAGAAAGAAGGGAAGUACAAUUCAAAUACUGACUUAGGGCCACUGGUAAAGAAAAAGUAGGUAACUACUGAGAAUGCGACAUCUUAUGGAUGACCAUCUUGACCUUUGAUUAUUCAGUAGAAUUUAAGAGACAUGAAUUUGUUGCUUGGUACAUUUGAUCAAAAUGAGCUAGCUGGGUCUUUUUUUUUUUUUUUUUUCUUUUUUCUUUUUUUUAAGGGACGAGGUCUUGUUAUGUUGCCAGGGUGGGCCCAACUCUUGGGCUCAAGUGAUCCUUCUGUCUCAGCCUCCCAAGAACCAUACACCGUCACGCAUGGCUGAACUUUUAAAUUUAUUUUUAAAGAAUUCCCAUGCAAGGCUGGGGGUGUAGCUCAGGGGUAGAACAUUUGCUUAGCAUGCAUGAGGCCCUAGGUUCAAUCCUCAGCACCACAAAAAUAAAGAAUUUCCAUGCCACCUUUUACGAUCACUUUUAAUUCUAUUUAUUUGGCUUAGUUAGAAACAUACGUGCCUUAUUCAGUAGUUUGAUUUGGAAACUUUAAACUAUAUUCAUUAGGAUACUCUUUGGGUAUUGAACACAAAUAAGAUACUUCAAACAUUCUGUGAUAGUUUUUCUUAAUAACUAUUUUUUUAGAUGGCUCCUGAGAAAUUGUAGAAGCAUAGCUGAAACUGGAGUUAGUGGCUGUUGAUUCUCAGUGCGUUUACCUGGUGGUAGCAAUUCAGCCCACUUUUGCAGUAUUUGAGUAUCAACUCCCAGAAAGUGCCUAAAACUUCAUUUUCAGUUAGGCCCCUGCUCUGCCCUUUACAUUUUUAUUCAAGAGAAUUUAUAUUGUUAAAGAGAAUUAACUGUCAAUUUUUUUUUAACUCAGUUUUUAUCUAAUUUUUUUUUUUUGGUACUGGGGAUCGAACUCGGGACCUUGCGCUUUCAAGGCAGGCACUGGAACCACUGAGCUAAAUCCCUGGCCCAAUCUAUUUUAAUUUUUAUCCUAUUGCCUAACUUUCCUUUUCAUUGGAAUGCCUGAAAACUGUGACCUUCACAGGGGAAAGGAUUGCAAAAAUGAAGUAACUUGAUCCUUGCCACCUAAACAGUUUCAUGUAGAAUCCAAUCAAUGGUGUUGCUACUGUCUGUUAAUUAACUCUAGUAAUCAGCUUCUGGUGAUGAACAUUUUUAAAGAAGGGUUUUCAUUAUGAGAUUUAGGCUAACAACCUAUAAAGUCAUAUGUACCUGAAUUUAUUCGAUUUCCACAAUAUGCACUCUGGUUAAAAGUAGGCAAGGGGCUGGGGAUUUAGCUCAGUGGUUCCACCACCUGCCUCACAAGUGCAAGGUCCCGAGUUCAAUCCCCGGUACCAAAAAAAAAAAGUAGCCAAGAGAACCAGUUUGCCUGGGAAAGUUACAAAGAAAAUUAACCUUUUUUUUAUUUUGGUACCGGGAAUCAAAUUCAGGGCCUUGAGCUUAUCAGGCAGGUGCUGCACUGCUGAGCUACCUCCCCGGGCCCUACAAAGAAAAUUAUAGAGGAAGGGGCCGGGGAGGUAGCUCAGUGGUUCCACUGCCUGCCUCGCAAGUGCAAGGUCCUGAGUUCGAUCCCUGGUACAAAAAAUAUAUAUAGAGAGAGAGAAAUAAAUUAUACAGAAAAAUGACAGAGAUUAACAAAAUUAACUGGAUAUUUUCCUUCUGACAGUUGGACCACUUAUAAUUACACUGACAUCAGACUAGGUAGAAAAUUAGGAGUGCAGCUAAAUGUCCUUUCAAAUUCCCCAUCAAGAGGCUCAGUCUUCUUUCAACAAAAAAAUUAAAGAUUCUGGUUUUCAGUUGAAGGACCAGUGAUUUUAGAAAGUAUAUCCCUUCAGUUUAAGAAAUUUAGGAUAUUCUUUAUUAUGGGAAAUGAGUUUGAUCAUUUCUGUUGAAGGCUGCCUCUUAUCAGAGUUCUCCUCGCCUAAAACAUUUUGGAUAUAAUCUCACAAACCAAUCAUGGGGCCAGUAGUUGGUGGGCCCUUUCCCCUGAAUAUUGAUUUUUUGAAUAUAUUGAUCCAUGAUGAAAAUGUUAGGUUAUUUUUAUUUAGAGCCAAGGGACAGAAAUUUAUGAAUUUUGAAAGGUAAGAGAUAAGUAUGCAUUUUGUUUCCAUCUGUUUGGUGUUUGAUAUGUUUUGAUUAUCUGCUCUUUAAAACUUCAAACAUAAAAUGUAUCUUCAAGUUAUUGAAUGUUUCAUUCAUCACAGUCUGUGAAGCCUUCUCUUGUGAAUAAAUGUGUAUAGACUGUGGAUUGAGCUGUAUAGCUGGAAAUGUUUUCAGGGAGAAAGUUAGAAUGAUAACUAGAGAAUGUAUUCCACUUUGGUUUUCUGUCUCUUCUGUCCCUCUCUCUCCCCCUCUACCUUUUGCUUGCUUGUUUUCUUUCUUGUCUCAAAUACUGAUUUAUUUGUAGGUGGUUGCUUGGAUGGGAGAAUAAUGGCAUUUGUGUUGAACAUUUUAUCUUAUAUAGUUUGAGAUUUUUUCCAACAACUUUUGUAGAGACACAUGCAACUACUACUGUUACCUAUGCUUCACUUGCCUGUUUUCUUUUCCUUUUCCUUUCACCUUCCUCCUCCUUUCUCUUUCUUCUUCAUGCAGGGUGAGAGGCAGCCGCCAACCAUAAAAGCUGAUUUCUUGAUUCUCCCAUAGGAUUUUGGAGUAAAAGCAUUUUGUGAAAACUUAAUUUCAGAUACAAAAGCAUAAUGAAUAGUACAUGAGAAAGAUGUCUCUCUGUGCUAUUGUUUUUUUGUAGCAAGAAACCUCUGAAACAUUUAAACCAGUGAGAAAUAGUUUGUGCAAGUAAUUAAAUCCUCCCUUACAUCUGUUAAGUUUUUAAAAUUUCCUCCCCGGUGUCCUGACUGCUCUGGUUUGCAUUGCAUUUUCUUUUCCCUGCACACCUGCCACCUCACCUGGGGGCCGAGGCCUGGAGUGUGAAGCCAUCCACACACAGAAAGUCUUGCUGUGAACUUGCGUUUCUUUUUUGUGCACUGUGUAAGGCUGGUUGUGACCAAAAUCAGCUUUUUUGUAUUAGGUUAUUUCACUAACUGCUACAGUCAAAAUGAUCAAAUCUUUGUACAAUAGAAAAGUAUUUAAAUUUUAUUUUUCUACUGACAUUUCUAAUUCUAGUAUAAAUGUUUAACAAUAAAGAAUUACUUUAAACUCUG
Messenger RNA from Heterocephalus glaber (naked mole-rat), 4477 nucleotides. RefSeq names its product transmembrane protein 170A (gene Tmem170a). Gene Ontology annotation, cellular component: endoplasmic reticulum membrane. Lineage: Eukaryota; Metazoa; Chordata; Mammalia; Rodentia; Bathyergidae. Gene Ontology annotation, biological process: endoplasmic reticulum tubular network organization. The record is from RefSeq and is a predicted model, not a curated record.